Messenger RNA from Cololabis saira (Pacific saury), 570 nucleotides. RefSeq names its product testis expressed 36 (gene tex36). The record is from RefSeq and is a predicted model, not a curated record. NCBI's taxonomy places the organism in Eukaryota, Metazoa, Chordata, Actinopteri, Beloniformes, Belonidae. The transcript has 4 exons. The coding region runs from base 1 to 570 and encodes 189 amino acids.
AUGGUAAAAGGUGGACAAAGAUAUUCUUCUAGGAGCAAUGACGGCAAAUGGUUUGCUCACCAGGCUUUGCACGAGAGGGAGACGAGAUCUCGUGAAACGUGUACAACCACUGGGAUUAUGCUCAGUCAGGUUAAGACACCUCAGGCUUUGAACUCAGAGCGCUACCCUAAAAGGCACACUCGGCAGACAUCCAGUGAGUAUCCGUUCUCUUGUCAUGACAACAAGUAUAGUUUUAAAGACAGCAUGGAUGUCUUUUCAAAUGGUGUUGGACGGAGAAAGUGUCCUGAUUAUCGCAGCGAGCACAACUCCCAGUUAAGCCUGUGCCAAGAUGAAGCCAGUAACGGCAACGGGGGGACCAGCGUCUACCAAAAGGACUUUAAAGAAAAGGCAGCUGCUAAUGUUGAUCACAGAACAAGGCGGUUUAGCCGCAAUCACAAGUUGAGGUCGGAGGAGGCAGCUUUGGAAACGAAGGAGCAGUUCAUGUGGUUCGGACGGGGCAGCUCGGAUGUCAAAGAGACCUCGGAAGUGUCGACAGUCCCCUCCAAACCCCUGAAAUAUCCCUACGUUUAG